AGCCGCUGUUAUGUUAUGAGAGCAUUGCAGGACUGUCACUGCUACGGAUGGAAGGGCGCAACACAGUGGCAGUAUCUACACGCAACUCCGUCCUUACUUAAGUCUAUGCGCACUUGUGACAACUGGGACUGUUUUGCGAGAUCGGGAAGCAACUUGACAAAAUCAGCAACAAGUUUUUUUUAAACAUUUGUUGAGCCUAGCAUUCAUUGAUUCAGUCAAUUUCUGCAUUCUUUUGCUGUCUUGGAGUAGAAUAAUUUAUUUGAAGAAAAAAAAAAUCAGUCCAGUAGACCUCUAUUCUAUUCAGACCGUUUGUUUCAUAAACAACACGGACAAUAUUAGUUUACAAGUCCUUUCGGUAGAUAGCCUAUUUAUCACAACUUUGGCUGCUAUAACUCAUUUAAACCACAGUAAAGCAAAAACGGUGUGUGCUUUCUGUACAAUAUUAUCUCCGUUCUCUCAUUGCCAUCGCGUUGAAGAUGAUGAAUUCUAUGGUCAUUUUAGCGGAAUUUUUCGUGGUCAUCUUGAAAGUGCUCUGGGCUUUUGUUACCGCCGGGGCGAAAUGGGUGGUGCGGCCGAAAGAGAAGAGUGUGGCGGGACAGGUGUGUGUAAUCACCGGGGCUGGAAGCGGCCUCGGCCGGCUGUUCGCCAAGGAGUUCGCUAGAAGACGGGCUGUACUGGUGCUAUGGGACAUCAACAGCAAAAGCAACGAGGAGACCGCGGAGUUGGUGAGGGAAAUCUACCGGGAGCUGGACAGUGAAUCACCGAUGUCCAAAGAAGGAGCAAUAGCAGGGUUAGAGGAGGUGCUUCCGUUCAAGCCGCAGGUGUACACGUACGUGUGUGACGUGGGCAAGCGGGAGAGUGUGUACUCCACGGCGGAGAAGGUGCGUCGGGAGGUGGGCAACGUGGACAUGUUGAUAAACAACGCCGGCGUGGUCUCUGGUCACCAUCUCCUGGAGUGUCCUGACGAGCUGAUCGAACGCACCAUGGUGGUCAACUGCCACGCACACUUCUGGACCACCAAGGCAUUCCUUCCCAAGAUGUUGGAGCUGAACCACGGUCACAUUGUGACGGUUGCCAGCUCUCUGGGGCUAUUCAGCACAGCUGGUGUGGAGGACUACUGCGCCAGUAAGUUUGGGGCCAUCGGCUUCCACGAGUCGCUGAGCCACGAGAUCAAGGCUUCGGAUAAGGAUGGUAUUAAGAUGACGCUGGUGUGCCCCUACCUGGUGAACACGGGCAUGUUUGAAGGCUGCAGGAUAAGGAAAGAAAUCGAGCCAUUCCUGCCUCCCCUGAAGCCAGAGUUCUGUGUAACACAGUCUAUGAGGGCCAUUCUCACCGAUCAGGCUAUGAUCUGCACACCACGUAUAGUAUACAUGGUCAACUUCAUGAAAAGCUUCCUGCCCUUCGAAGCCAUCGUGUGUAUGUACAGGUUCCUGGGUGCUGAUAAGUGUAUGUAUCCCUUCCUUGCCCAGAGGAAGGAGCUGAUGAACAACAACGAGGCUAAGGGGGACAUCUAAGGGGGAGCUGUUGUCGCGGGGCCCAUAACCCUAGAGGCACAAGGAUAAGACCACUGAGGGUGCAUGGAGGAGGAGGAGGAAGAAGAGGAUUUAAAAAGACUGAAUUUAGACUGGUGAACUUGCAUUGAGCAGAAUCAAAGGUCCUCUGAAACGAUACCAGCUGUGUACUACACAAAGGAUUUUACUUCUCUUAGUUUUUUUUCCAUAUUGUCUUUUUAUUUUUUAUUUUAUUUUUUCUUCUAAGGUUUGUUUAAAGAAACCGACGAUCUAUAUACUGUGUCAAUAGUUUUUUUUGAAAUCAUAUGAAAAAAAAGGUAUUAACUAUUUACGUAAUGUAGUCACCAACUUUUUAUUUAGUAUCUUUGUGGAAAUAUACAGUAUGUUACUGUACAGUAAAAUCUUGUCACUUUUAGUUUCUCUUUUGUUUGUAGACAUGCACUGUAAUACUGCCUUUCUCUACACGGCCAAGUCUCUGUAGAAACGGUUCAAAAUGGCAUUUUCAUCACCCAGACCAACAUGCAAAAUAAAUUUACACGUACAUGUUA
Molecule: messenger RNA, 2059 nt
Organism: Salvelinus sp. IW2-2015
Lineage: Eukaryota; Metazoa; Chordata; Actinopteri; Salmoniformes; Salmonidae
Gene: rdh10a
Product: retinol dehydrogenase 10a
Cellular component (GO): lipid droplet
Molecular function (GO): oxidoreductase activity, acting on the CH-OH group of donors, NAD or NADP as acceptor
Source: RefSeq, a predicted model, not a curated record